Molecule: messenger RNA, 1827 nt
Organism: Nymphaea colorata (pocket water lily)
Lineage: Eukaryota; Viridiplantae; Streptophyta; Magnoliopsida; Nymphaeales; Nymphaeaceae
Product: transcription factor GTE6-like
Exons: 9
Coding region: 273-1409 (378 amino acids)
Molecular function (GO): protein binding
Source: RefSeq, a predicted model, not a curated record
GUGUUCCAUUCUUCCCCCAAAACACUAGACCUACGGUCCACGGAGCACAGGCUCCAUCUCGCGCGUCGCUCGCUCAAGCUUCUCCGUCACGCAGAUUUCGCAUCUCGUCCUUGCUCGCAAGGAUCGUCGACGCAGUUCGGCAAUCUCUCUUUCUCUGUGUUGCUGUCGGAUUGUCUCUCUCUUUGUUUAUUGCUGCCGGAGAAGGAAGGGCCGAGGGCGUCGCCCUUCUAUAGGAGGAGGCAGGUUUAGGGUAGAAAGGGCUUACUUCAUUCAUGGACAAAUCAAUUCAGCUUGAUGCUUCUGCCGCUAAUGCUACGGAAGAAAAAUUCUUAGUGAUGGAAAAAGCAAAUGAUGAACGACAGAUCACUAGUGAAGACGAGAAGGUUAAGCAGCAGGUGGAACAAAUGGCUGUGAAGGUUGAUGAGCUAGAACAGAGAAUAAAUAAAGUGGCUCAGUUCUAUUCAUCUAUCAGCAAAAAGAAAUCAAAUAACACCAAAGGCAACUCUGUAAAGGACAGAGAGAGGGAUAAAGUGACUGCAAACCUGAAAAGACAAGAAGCAGCUCAACGAGAGAUUGCAUCUGAGAAGCGAAUGCAAGAACUCAUUCGACAGUUUGGUACAAUAUUGCGCCAGAUUAUGCAACACAAGUGGGCCUGGCCUUUCAUGGAGCCCGUGGAUGUUGAGGGCCUUGGCCUACAUGAUUACUAUAAGGUAAUUGAAAAACCAAUGGAUUUCAGUACAAUUAAAAAUCUCAUGGAAGCAAAGGACAGUUCUGGCUAUAAGAAUGUCCGUGAUAUAUAUGCUGAUGUGAGAUUGGUUUUCAACAACGCGAUGAAGUAUAAUGUAGAGACAGAUGAUGUGCAUGUAAUGGCAAAGACCUUACUAGGAAAAUUUGAGGAGAAGUGGCUGCAGUUAUUGCCCAAGGUUAUUGAAGAGGAAAGAAGAAGAAAGAAAGAGGAAGAAGAGGCCAAGAUGAACUUGCAGGCUGCUGAGGAAGCAACUGUUGCAAAGUUGGCGGCAGAUCUAAACAAUGAGCUGGAUGAGCUCAAUUUGCAUCUGGAUGAUCUUAGGGAAAGGGUGGUGCUUAACUGCAGAGUGAUGUCGACAGAAGAGAAGAGACAACUCGGUGCAAACUUCAUCCGGUUAUCUCCUGAAGAUCUUACGAAGGCGCUAGAAAUUAUUGCUCAGAAAAAUCCAAGCUUCCUGUCUACAGCUGAAGAAGUGGACCUGGAUAUAGAUGCUCAGAGUCCAUCCACAUUGUGGCGGCUGAAAUUUUUUGUGAAAGAAGCAUUGGAUGUUCAAGCAAGAGGCUCUGUGAACAAGGACAAUGCGAACCCCAAGCGCAAAAGAGAGGUGAAUGAUGCCGUCAACAAGAAUGCAAAAAAACGAAGCAAGAAGAUAACAUCAUAACAGCUUUCUAAUGUCUGAAAUCAGAUUGCAGUUGGUACAAUUUAGAUGACAGAGAGUACAGGAAAGAGCAGAAACCACUAAGCCAAAGUAGAAGCUGCAAGAUAAUAUUAUUCGGUACAAGCUGCGGACGUGAUAAAUACGAGGAUAAUGAGUUGCCGGCAAAAGCAGCCAAUUUCGGUGAGAACCCCACCCACGAAGCGCUCCUCUCUCCCCUUUCCCUCCCGCUGGCCCUUCCUGUUUCCCUCUCCCACUGCUCUCCCUUCACCUCCCUUCCCCCUUUUCCGCGGGGUCCGGUCUCCUCCAGUCUCCUUGUAUUUCUUUUUACAGCUUCGUUAUAGCUGUUGGGAGUUGUUACCUUUUGACAGUGAACAAAAAAAAGUUGGCAAAGGAAAAUUCAUGUUUCUGCUUUCUCUUCUCC